UGCUGCUCUGCCUCUUCCGGGUGUCUGGCUCUGAAAGCAGCUCAGAAAUGGCGCAGCCAGAAGUGAAACUGCAGCAGGACAAACUCAGCUGCUCCAUCUGCUUGGAUCUCAUGAAGGAUCCUGCAACGAUUCCCUGCGGCCACAGCUACUGCCUGGCCUGCAUCGGGAGCUACUGGGACACGGCGGAGGAGAGCCCCAGCUGCCCGCAGUGCAGGCAGCGCUUCAGCCCGAGGCCGGUGCUGGUGAGGAGCUCCGUGCUGGCGGAGCUGGUGGAGGAGAAGAGGAAGAGGAUGAAGAGGAAGAGCGGCCCGCAGGCGGCUCCCGACGAGCCCAACCAGGACGUGUUGUGUGAUUUCUGCAGUGAGGAGGAGCAGAAAGCAGUGAAGUCGUGCCUGCAGUGUUUGGUGUCGUUCUGUGAGCAGCACCUCCAGCCUCACUUCUCCAUCUCCGCCCUGAAGAAGCACAAGCUGGUGGAGCCGUCCCGGCAGCUGGAGGACAGCGUCUGCCCGCUGCACAGCGAGGUGAUGAAGAUCUUCUGCCGCACCGACCAGAGCUGCAUCUGCUACCUCUGCUUGAUGGAUGAGCAUAAAGGCCACCAGACGCUUUCCGCCGCCGCCGAGAUGAGCAACAAGCAGAAGGAGCUGGCGGCUCGUCGGCAGGACGUCCAGCGGAGAAUCCAGGGCAGAGAGCAGGAGGUGGAGAAGCUCCAGCAGGUGGAGAAGGACAUCCAUCGGUCUGCUGACGAGGCGCUGAGAAACGCAGAGAAGAUCUUCACCGCCGUGAAGCAGCAGAUCCGAUCUCGGCAGGAAUCUGAGGUGAACAAAGUGAAGAAGCUGCAGGAGGCGCUGGAGGAGGAGAUCAGGGAUCUGAGGAGGAGAGCCGCCAUGGUGGAGGAGCUGCAGCAGACCAGUGACCACAUCCGCUUUCUGCAGAACUACGGCUCCCUGGACCGACUCGGAGAGGCUUCCGACCCGACCCGCAUCGACGGUCAGCCUGAGAGCUUCAGACGAGACGCAGAGGGAACGGUUUCUGAGCUGAGAGACAAACUGGAGGAGCUGCUCACCGAGGACUGGAGCCCAGUUCCACCAACUGGAACCGAUGUGAAGGUUCUGGUUCCACAGGCAGAACCUCAGACCAGAGAGGAGUUCCUGCAGUACGCCUGUCCUCUCACACUAGAUCUAAGGACUGCACACAAGUGGGUCAGUUAUAAAUGUCCACGAAAGGCUUAUUUUUACAUAAUAAAUGACGUUCCUGUGGAUCACCCAGAUAAGUUCUCAUGCUGGCCCCAGAUUUUGUGUUGUGAAAGUCUAACUGGGCGUUGUUACUGGGAGGUGGAGUGGGAAAUGUUGUAUUUCAGCUGGGAAGGUUUUCUAGCAGUUUCAUAUAAAGACAUCAGCAGGAAAGAUGAAGAAAGUGCGUUUGGAAACAAUAAAAAGUCCUGGGCUUUGCAGUGUUAUGAUGAAAGUUAUGAAAUCAGACAUAACUCCAUCAGAACUCCAGUCUCAGGUCCAAUUUCAUCCAGAAUAGGAGUUUACCUGGAUCACAGUGCAGGAGUUCUGUCCUUCUACAGCAUCUCUGACAACAACAUGAUCCUCCUGCACAGAGUCCAGACAACGUUCACCCGACCUCUCUGUCCUGGAUUCGGUUUGUAUAGGGGCGCCUCAGUUCAGAUCUGUGACCUUUGGUCAGUUUGAGAUUUAUUUGAUUAAAAUAAUUCUCCUUUAUGUUCUGCAGCAGUAAAAAUGCACAUUAGUUGCAUUCCUAUUUCUUUUACACAUAAAUAAAUAAUGUGCAAAUAAAUAACAAAUAUGAAAGGAAAAACUGAAGAAAAGUUACCAAAUUAAACACUAAAUAUUGAACACAGAAAGACAUCAAUUUAGUAUUUGGAUGUGAGUCCACUUAAGUGAUCGAAAUGCAGAAAUAUUGUGCUGUAAGUGAAAAAAUAAAAACAGCAGAUGGAUAUUCCACCUUGACGUCAAUAUAUUCUAUUACUAAAUAUAUUGAAAUGUGUUGGAUGGACAGAAAAAAUCUUAAAUCAUUGGAAAAGUUUGUUUAAUUUCUUUUUUUUUGUUUUAAAUUGAUAAAGUCAGACAUUUUUGUUUAUUUCUCCAUAAGUAAGACCUGAAAUGGGGAAAAGAGCAGCAGUCAAUAAAAAUGAGGUCUGAUAUGAGAUGAAGUGAUGAAAAUGUACAUAAUGUAACAAAAUUUGAUCUACUAUAAUAUUUACAGUGUAACAUUGAUAAACUAAUUUAUUUAAAAAUCUAAAUAAAACACUUUGGUAACUUUAUGGACAAAUUUGUAAUUUUUUUCUGUCUUUUUGUGGACAUAAUCACUUUUUGAUCAAAGUCAAACAUUAAAUCUGCUUAUUUCUACUUUAAGU
Molecule: messenger RNA, 2380 nt
Organism: Xiphophorus maculatus (southern platyfish)
Lineage: Eukaryota; Metazoa; Chordata; Actinopteri; Cyprinodontiformes; Poeciliidae
Product: tripartite motif-containing protein 16-like
Exons: 2
Coding region: 48-1694 (548 amino acids)
Molecular function (GO): protein binding; zinc ion binding
Source: RefSeq, a predicted model, not a curated record